Molecule: messenger RNA, 1256 nt
Organism: Polistes dominula (European paper wasp)
Lineage: Eukaryota; Metazoa; Arthropoda; Insecta; Hymenoptera; Vespidae
Product: membrane protein BRI3
Source: RefSeq, a predicted model, not a curated record
CAUGUAUUUCUCCUCUGUCGCACAGCUAACCUCGGCUUCCCUCGGCUUCUUUCGGUUUCCCGACACACCGACACGUAACAUUUCGUUGUGUGCGAGACGUGCUGGGCUCGAGAGAAGGGGUAGAAAUGUUUCGCGAUCUGGCUUCACUAGUAGGGGGGCGUUUAUCCAGUGUUCAUAUGAUCACAUAAUCUUUUGAGAUUUAGUAUUAUAUUUAUAUUAUUGGUCGUUGAAUAUUGUCAUAUGUAAUUUUGUAUAUUUUGAUUAUGGAGAGCAAAUUACUUAAUUCUCCAGCUGACAAGCCACCUCCUUAUUCUCCUGCAACUGCACCAACGGAAAACGUUUCAUGGCAACCACCUCCUGGAUAUUAUCCAAGUCAAUAUCAAGGUAGUAACAUACCAUCCUAUGGAGCUACACAAACAAUUCAACCUACUACGACAAUAGUUGUACCAGAAGUAAUUCUCGUUGGAGGUUGUCCAGCAUGUAGAGUAGGGGUUAUGGAAGACGAUUAUACAUGCUUGGGUCUGUUAUGCGCUAUUUUAUUCUUUCCGGUUGGAAUACUUUGUUGUCUUUUAUUGAAGACCCGUCGUUGUUCUCAUUGCGGCGCAUAUUUUGGUUAACACACUUUUAUUUUUUUCAUAAUUCUUUUAAAUGUUAUUGUUUCAAUAUUGUUUAAAAGAUAAAGUUUAUAAUAUUUGUAUGAAAAAUAUCUAAUGUAAGAUAAUAAGGAGGUCUAUCGUUGAAGAUAUAUUUGCGAUUUAUAAAGAUUCCUGCUGUUAAUAUUUUGAAGAAAAAGAAAACAAGUGGAAAUAACAACAGUUUUCUUUUUUUUUUUUUUUUAUUAAAAAUAAUAAUACAAAUAGAAAGUUAGAAAGAGAGAUAGAGAGAAAGAUGAUAACAUUGUAUAUGUGCUUGUGCAUUCCAAGAAACAAUUUUAUAUAAUACAAUGAGCUGUGCUAAUGUUAAAUAAUUUGAUACAUAAAAAAGAAGAAAAGAAAAGUCAUAUUUUUAGCUGUAUAAAAAAGAAAAGUGAUGAAAGUAUACAUUUAUACUAUAAAUUAGAAUGAUCAAACUUAUAUUGAAACUUGUUUCUUUUUAAUAGAUCAAUUAAAUCAUAUAACUUGGCAUUAAUGCCUUGAAUCUCCAAAAAUGUUUCUUUGCUGAGUGAUAGACAUAUUUGUUUAUUAUAUAUAUAUAUAUAUAUAUAUAUAGAAUUUAAUCUUAUUCAAGUAUUCAGUGCUCUUUUGAAGAAAAAAAAA